Molecule: messenger RNA, 234 nt
Organism: Staurois parvus
Lineage: Eukaryota; Metazoa; Chordata; Amphibia; Anura; Ranidae
Source: the annotation of a GenBank genome assembly
AUGUGUUGCUUUUGCAAACAUAAUGGCGAGUCGCGCCAUAUCUACAUGGGCCACAAGUUAAAGGAUAAUCAAGGCAGAAUUGUCUGUCCUGUUCUAAGAAUGUACUCCUGCUCACUAUGUGGGGCAACAGGAGACAUGUCACACACCAAGAAGUACUGCCCCCUCAACAAAGAAAACCACUGUCUGUACAACAAAAGUGGACGCAACUCUGCUGGGCGAAAAGUGAAACGCUAA